AUGGCUGUGUCGGAAGUCUUUCUGCUUUUGGGCUGGGCAUGGAGAUCAGACUGCAUUUGCUCACCCACCACUUAUUAUAAGAAUUGUUGGAUUCGACGAUUCCCGGGCCUUACAGUUGAUCUGGAGCGUUCACAGAGAAGAGGGGCCUACAUUCUCAAAGUCUACACAGAAGCUACAGCCCAACAAUGCAGCCAGACCUGCUGCCUCCUAAAGAAUGGUAAGAAUUCAUUUUCUUCCUCUGUAAAAGAUCAAAGCAGUCCAUGUUAAAAACAAAACAUUAACUGUUCAGCUGAUGAAGGUGUAUGAUUUGUAACUAUGCAUGCAUAAAGGCAAAGGUAAAGGGACCCCUGACUGUUGGGUCCAGUUGCAAACGACUCUGAGGUUGUGGUGCUCAUCUUGCUUUCGUAGCUGAGGGAACCAGUGUACAGCUUCUGGGUCAUGUGGCCAGCAUGACUAAGCCGCUUUUGGCGAACCAGAACAGUGGAAAUGCCAUUUACUUUCCCGCCGGAGGAGUACCAAUUUAUCUACUUGCACUUUGAUGUGCUUUUGAACUGCUAUGUUGGCAGGAGCAGGGACUGAGCAAUGGGAGCUCACCCUGUCGUGGGGAUUAAAACACGGACCUUCUGAUUGGCAAGCCCCAGGCUCUGUGGUUUAGACCACAGCGCCACCCGCGUCCCUAUGCAUGCAUACAUGCAAGUAUAAAAGCAUUCUGUCACCCUCAAGACAACAGUGACAAAGAAACAGAACGCAGAAUGAGGCUACGCAGAGGAAAGAUGUAAAUAGGAGCUUAAUAGAGGCCCACUUGAAUUGUGUCCUUGGGUUUCCCCUUUGCUUUCUCUGACAUAAAUGAGUGGUUGCUUGUUGUUGUUUAGUCGUUUAGUCAUGUCCGACUCUUCGUGACCCCAUGGACCAGAGCACGCCAGGCAUUCCUGUCUUCCAUUGCCUCCCGCAGUUGGGUCAAAUUCAUGUUUGUAGCUUCGAGAACACUGUCCAACCAUCUCAUCCUCCGUCAUCCCCUUCUCCUUGUGCCCUCCAUCUUUCCCAGCAUCAGGGUCUUUACCAGGGAGUCUUCUCUUCUCAUGAGGUGGCCAAAGUCUUGGAGCCUCAGCUUCAGGAUCUGUCCUUCCAGUGAGCACUCAGAGCUGAUUUCCUUCAGAAUGGAUAGGUUUGAUCUUCUUGCAGUCCAUGGGACUCUCAAGAGUCUCCUCCAGCACCAGAAUUCAAAAGCAUCAAUUCUUCGGCGAUCAGCCUUCUUUAUGGUCCAGCUCUCACUUCCAUACAUCACUACUGGGAAAACCAUGGCUUUAACUUUGUUGGCAAGGUGAUGUCUCUGCUUUUUAAGAUGCUGUCUAGGUUUCUCAUUGCUUUUCUUCCAAGAAGCAGGGGUCUUUUAAUUUCGUGACUGCUGUCACUAUCUGCAGUGAUCAUGGAGCCCAAGAAAGUAAAAUCUCUCACUGCCUCCAUUUCCUCCCCUUCUAUUUGCCAGGAGGUGAUGGGACCAGUGGCCAUGAUCUUCAUUUUUUUUGAUGUGAAGCUUCAGACCAUAUUUUGCGCUCUCCUCUUUCACCCUCAUUAAAAGGUUCUUUAAUUCCUCCUCACUUUCUGCCAUCAAGCUUGUGUCAUCUGCAUAUCUGAGGUUGUUGAUAUUUCUUCCGGCAAUCUUAAUUCCAGUUUGGGAUUCAUGCAGCCCAGCCUUUCGCAUGAUGAAUUCUGCAUAUAAGUUAAAUAAGCAGGGAGACAAUAUACAGCCUUGUCGUGCUCCUUUCCCAAUUUUGAACCAAUCGGUUGUUCCGUAUCCAGUUCUAAUUGUAGCUUCUUGUCCCACAUAGAGAUUUCUCAGGAAACAGAUGAGGUGAUCAGGCACUCCCAUUUCUUUAAGAACUUGCCAUAGUUUCAUAGAAUAGAACCAUAGAGUUGGAAGAGACCGCAAGGGCCAUCAAGUCCAACCCCCUGCCAAGCAGGAAACACCAUCAGAGCACUCCUGACAUAUGGUUGUCAAGCCUCUGCUUAAAGACCUCCAAAGAAGGAGACUCCACCACACUCCUUGGCAGCAAAGAGGAGGGAGAAAGGUUGUUUUCUGCUGCUCCAGAGAAGCGGACACGGAGCAAUGGAUCCAAACUACAAGAAAGAAGAUUCCACCUAAACAUUAGGAAGAACUUCCUGACAGUAAGAGCUGUUUGACAGUGGAAUUUGCUGCCAAGGAGUGUGGUGGAGUCUCCUUCUUUGGAGGUCUUUAAGCAGAGGCUUGACAACCAUAUGUCAGGAGUGCUCUGAUGGUGUUUCCUGCUUGGCAGGGGGUUGGACUCGAUGGCCCUUGUGGUCUCUUCCAACUCUAUGAUUCUAUGAUAAAUGGUCUGCCUUGGAUUUGUAUCGAGAUCAUUCUAUCACUUUUGAGAUUGCAUCCCAGUACAGCUUUCACCACUCCUUUGUUGACUUUGAGGGCCACUCCAUUUAUUUUGCGGGAUUUUUGCCCACAGUAGUAGAUAUGAUGGUCUUCCGAACUGAAUUCGCCCAUUCCCGCCCAUUUUAGUUCACUGAUGCCCAGGAUGUCAAUAUUCUUGCCAUCUCAUUUUUGACCACAUCCAGCUUACCAGGGUUCAUGGUUCUUGCAUUCCAGGUUCCUAUGCAGUAUUUUGCUUUACAGCAUUGGACUUUCCUUUCACUUCCAGGCAUAUCUGCAACUGAGCGACCUUUCGGCUUUGGCCCAGCCGCUUCAUCAGCUCUGAAUCUACUUGUACUUGUCCUCUGCUCUUCCUCAGUAGCAUGUUGGACGCCUUCCAACCUGAGGGGCUCAUCUUCCAGCGUCAUAACUUUUAUAUGCCUGUUGUCUUUGUCAAUGGAGUUUUCUUGGCAGGGAUACUGGAGUGGCUUGCCAGUUCCUGCUCCAGGUGGAUCAUGUUUGGUCAAAACUCUCCACUAUGACCUGUCCAUCUUGGGUGGCCCUGCACAGCAUAGCUCAUAGCUUCUCUGAGUUAUUCAAGCCCCUUCGCCACAGCAAGGCAAUGAUCCAUGAAGGGGAGUGGUUGCUAUUUCCUACUAAAAAGAAAUGGGAAGUGCAGCACUUAUGGCCUUCUUGUCAUGAGAGCCUGGCUCUAAGUGAUAGGAGAUCCAUAGAAGGUUACAAAGAGUCUCUGCGUGCCAAGUGUAUUGUUCUCCUUGCAAGAUGCCCACUGACCCAUGUUGCCACCUUUCAUAUUGAAGAAAUACUAAAAUAUUAGGGCCAAAAUUCACCCUGUUGUCUGUGAGCUGUCAAAUUAUCAUCCUCUUCCUAUAAAUAAUGGAUCUAAAACUUGGAAUUAAUACAUUUCAUUUGAAAGUAAAGAAGAAUACAUCUAAUCUAGUGCCAUUCUUUGUUCUUUCACUGGAGCUAUGAGCCAUAACUUGGCCUUCAGUUGUUGUUUUCAAAUUUCUAGUUACAUUUCUGAAUUGAUCCUUAAUGCAAACAUUAUAGUGCUAAUGGCAAUAAAUAAUACAAAUAUAAGAAGAUUCUGUCAAGACCCAAGGCAAACACAGUAGAGAUUUACCAGCACAAAACAUGCAACAAAGCAAAGCAUGAAAAUAUAGGCUGUAAAAUGUGCCCUUCAGUUUCCUAGUUCUGCUGGACCUCUCAGCGGCCUUUGAUGCCAUCGACCACUACAUCCUUCUGGACUGUCUAGAGGGGCUGGGAGCUGGGGGCACUGUUAUACAGGGAGGGCGCCACUACUGAGAAGGCCCUCUGCCUGGUUCCCUGUAACUUGGCUUCUCGCAGCAAGGGAACCGUCAGAAGGCCCUCGGAGCUGGACCUCAGUGUCCGGGUAGAACGAUGGGGGUGGAGAUGCUCCUUCAGAUAUACUGGACCGAGGCCGUUUAGGGCUUUAAAGGUCACCACCAACACUUUGAAUUGUGCUCGGAAAUGUACUGGGAGCCAAUGUAGGUCUUUCAAGGCCGGUGUUAUAUGGUCUCGGCGGUCGCUCCCAGUCACCAGUCUGGCUGCCGCGUUCUGGAUUAGUUGUAGUUUCCAGGUCACCUUCAAAGGUAGUCCCACAUAGAGCGCAUUGCAGUAGUCCAAGUGGGAGAUAACUAGAGCAUGCACCACUCUGGCGAGACAGUCUGCGGGCAGAUAGGGUCUCAGCCUGCAUACCAGAUGGAGCUGGUACACAGCUGCCCUGGACACGGAUUUGACCUGUGCCUCCAUGGACAGCUGUGAGUCCAAAAUGACUCCCAGGCUGUGCACCUGGUCCUUCAGGGGCACAGUUACCCCAUUCAGGACCAGGGAAUCCUCCACACCUGCCCGCCUCCUGUCCCCCCAAAACAGUACUUCUGUCUUGUCAGGAUUCAAACUCAAUCUGUUAGCCGCCAUCCAUCCUCCAACUGCCUCCAGACACUCACACAGGACCGUCACUGCCUUCACUGGUUCUGAUUUGAAAGAGAGGUAGAGCUGGGUAUCAUCCGCAUACUGAUGAACACCCAGUCCAAACCCCCUGAUGAUCUCUCCCAGCGGCUGCAUGUAGAUGUUGAAAAGCAUGGGGGAGAGGACAGAACCCUGAGGCACCCCACAUGUGAGAGCCCAGGGGUCUGAACACUCAUCCCCCCCACCACUUUCUGGACACGGCCCAGGAGGAAGGAGCAGAACCACUGUAUGACAUUGCCUCCAGCUCCCAGCCCCUCAAGACGGUCCAGAAGGAUGUUAUGGUUGAUGGUAUCAAAUGCCGCUGAGAGAUCCAGCAGAACUAGGAAACAGCUCUCACCUUUGUCCCUAGCCUGCCGGAGAUCAUCAACCAGUGCGACCAAGGCAGUUUCAGUCCCGUGAUGAGGCCUGAAUCCCAACUGGAAGGGAUCCAAAUGGUCCGCUUCUUCCAGGCGUGCCUGGAGUUGUUCAGCAACCACCCGCUCAAUCACCUUGCCCAAGAAUGGAAGAUUUGAGACUGGGCGAUAGUUGGCCAUCGUGACCGCAUCUAAAGAUGGUUUUUUAAGAAGCGGUUUAAUAACCGCCUCUUUCAGCAGGUCUGGGAAGGCUCCCUCACGGAGAGAAGCAUUCACCACCCUGUGAAGCCCAUCGCCCAGCCCUCCAUGGUUAGCUUUUAUGAGCCAGGAUGGGCAAGGAUAAAGGAGACAAUUGGUUGGUUUCACUCGUCCAAGCAGCCUGUCCACAUCCUGGGGGGUAACAGAUUAGAACUGAUCCCACGCAACUUGACUAGACAGGACUCUAGCACUCUCCCGCCCUGGCCCUGCUCCCACGGUGGAGUCUACUUCUUCCCGAAUCUGAGCGAUUUUAUCUGCAAAAAACUUUGCAAAAUCAUUGCAGGAGAUCAUGUGGCCCGUACUGGGCCCUGAUGUUGCAGGUGGUUCCGCUAAAUUGCGAACCACCUGAAAGAGUCUCCUGCUGCUGUUUUCUGCAGAUGCAAUAGAGGCGGUGAAGAAAGUCUUCUUCGCCGUCGCUAUCGCCACUUGGUAGGCUCGACAUUGAGCUCUAACCCGUGUCCGGUCAGCUUCAGAAUGGGUCAUCCGCCACCGGCGCUCUAGCCAUCUCAACGAUUAUUUCAUUGCCCUCAGAUCCGUGGAAAACCACGGGGCUGUCCAGGCUCCAUGCAAUCGGAGAGGGCGCUUCGGAGCCAAACAGUCAAUAGCCCUGGUUAACUCCACAUUCCAGCAGGCCACCAGGGAAUCAGCUGAAAGGCCAUCAACAUGGGAUAAAGCAUCCCCUGCCACUCUCUGGAAACCAUUUGGAUCCAUUAAGUGGAGGGGGCGGACCAUCCGAAUCGGUCCCACCUCCCUGCAGAGGGGAAGGGUCGCGGAGAAGUCAAGUUGCACCAGGAAGUGAUCUGACCAUGGCACUUCUUUCGUUUUGCUUUUACUUAGUGUCAGAUCACCAACAUCCAUAAACACCAGGUCCAAGGCAUGUCCGCGGCUAUGGGUUGGGCCAGACUUAUUAUCAUGCACUAAUUAGAUUCAUGCACUAAUUAGAUUCAAACAUUGUAGUUAUAUGACGCUGGAACCCUAAAGAUUCUUGUUUGGAUAAUUAACUGUGAAAAUUUUGUUAAUAACUAGCACUACUGAUUACAAAUGAUUAGAAUUUAUAAACAUUUACAACAGGAGCUGACAUAUACCACAUUUUCUGUGAUAACCAACAAGGAGAAUCAGUGGAUAGCUAUGCUACAAUAUCACUUUUCCUGUAUUUUAUUACUUCAAGUUAUGGGAAGGGGACUAGACACAAACCUGCCCUUUUCUCUGGCAAUCCUGUGUUUGGGUUAAUUUAUUUCCACCCAGAAAGUUCAUGGCCACAUCAUUCCUCCUGAGACAUGCUUACAUUUGUAAUUGAAACUGAAUUUUCAAUAGGUUGAGGCAUGCAACAGACAAAGCAAGGAGGUGUAAUCAUAAUGUAAAUCACAUUUCCCAGUGCACAGCUCCACCCCUCACUGCUGCUCAAGAACUGGAGUGCUGGAAGAUGAUGCAGUGUUGUGUCUAUUUAACUGUUGAACAAUUUUGCCUGAUAAAUGGCAUUUGAAAUGCAUUGUGAAAUACUCAUAAAAUUAUCCUCAUUGCACCUAGCUGGCUUUGCCUGUUGCUUUUUUCCUUUUGGUGUACCCCCUUUAUAAAAGAUUGAGACAGCUGUCUGUCAUUACCCAACUUAGCAAUGCUGCUACAAUUUGUAACCAUCUUCCAAGGUCACCCUUGCCUUUCUCCAGCCGUGGAUUGUUAGGUUUCAGAACUGAGCUUUCUAACAGAGAGCAGUACUACGUCACACAGCUGGAGCGAGAUGUGAGCUGGGAAGAUAAAGGAGCUGAUUGAAAUCAGAUCUAAUGGAGUGAGCUCAUCCAUUACCCAAGUACUGAACUCGCACAACAAAACUCACAUUUAAAGAUGUUUAGAUAUCCUGAUAAGUAACUCUGCCAGCAUACCAAAUUCUGCCUUGCAUACUUGGACAUUUUAGAUUUGGCUAUGGAUGUACUGAUGCUUCUGGGUCAGAGAAGAACAAAUACAUCUACAUAGGGCUGCCAAUUAAUUAGAAAAAUAGCCUCACUCACUUUUUGAUAUCCGAGCUAGCUGUCAACAGUUUCUGUGUUGGUUGCCCCAUUUAUUUAUUUUCAACUCUGUCAGGUCACAGAUUUUUUGAAAUAGAAAUGUUCAGCUAUAGAUUCUGCUUCAAGACUCAGCCUGUGUGAUAGGAGUAGCUGGUGUGCUGGACUUAGACUGGUAAUGUCCAGUGCUUUUUUUCUACACCAAAAGGUGCUGGAACACACCUUCCUCAGAAGAUUGACCCCAGAGCCCAAAGAGGGUAUCUUUGGGCUGGAGGGAGGCAUCUUCUCUUGAGCCAGAGGCAGCCUCUGUGAGACUCGGUUUGUCCUGCCUCAGGCACCUUCGUGAUGCGUGUGUGUGUGUUCUCUUCCUCCUGGGAGAACAAGGCGGCCAGCCUGCACACCAGUGCAAAGGCGGCUGAGCAACAGGUGGGCGACUUCUUUAAACUGCUCUGCUAAGAGGCCCAUGGCUGCUCGCCCCUCAGCAGAGCAACUUAACAAGCCCCUGCCCCACAUCUCUCCGGCUUCCGUGCGCCAGAGUUGCAUGGGGGCUUGCUCGGCUGAGGCACAGCUUUCCCACAUGUCAGUUGUUACCUGGGAGGUUGUAGAGCUUCAGCAAAACCCCACUGUGCCCCUGGCUUGCCUGCACCUCUUCAGAGCCUUUGAGCUCCGGGGAGGGUCUCCUCAUGAGCUGGAGGUACAGUGAGGCUUUGCUGAGUCUGGUUAGGUCUCUCCCUCCACUUCCAGGGCCCAGCUGAGAGGUGCCAGAACACAGUCCCAGUGAGCUCUGGCAGAAGAAAAGCCUGGUUAUUUCACCCACAGGCGAGUCUAAAGGAGAUGUAUUCAUGUAUAGCAGGGAUAGUCAACCUUUUUAUACCUACUGCCCACUAAAGCAUCUUUCUGGAUGGUAAAAUUUCCUUACUGCCCCCCAGUGCUCGAUGGGAGGAGGAUUCAGCUUAUGCUGUAGAACCCCCUGCCGCCCGUCUAGAAUCCUGAAAUGGCCACUAGUGGGUGGUAGGGACCAGGUUGACAACCCCUGAUGUACAGGCAUGAUAUGUAUCCUUAACUUUAUUCGGAAAUCAAUGCAAAGCUUUUCUUCCUUCUGUUGCUGUUUUUAGUUUCCUGUAACUUGGCAGUUUUCCAUGGUGAAACCAAUAAUCAGAGUCUUAACUGCCUGCAUGUUUACUGCCCAGCGUUGGAGAGCUGUAUACUGAGGCCUUGGAUCAAUGCUGUGUUGUACAACAUCACACCAGGUAAGGCAUCAUUAUGCACACACAAAGAAGAAAGGGUUGCAUGCCACUUGCAAAUGUGUGUAACACAUUAAAGAAAUAAUUUUAAAAAAAACAUAUUUGGGAGAAGGAAAUUUAGAGUAGAAAAGUGAUGGGAAGUUCUUAACCAUUUCCCUGCCAGGGUUGGAAUAACAAUGCUAAGUGCAAAAACGGAGACAAUUCCCGUCCUCACAUAGAUUUGGCAGUCUGCAGUGUCUAUGAUGAGGAGAGAUGCUUCUUCCCUCGUAACAACUUCUAAUGGGAUUUCUUGAGUGAGGUUGGGGUUGGCAGCAUACCAAAUCUAUCCUACCUGAACUUUGGGGACACUUUGCAGAGGGGUGUGAAAAUAUGUCCAGUGACUUUUCUUCACCUUCAGUAACUUCAGCUAGCACAGUAAUAUUGCAAAGCAUUGCAUUGAAGCAAUGUUGUGAAGGUGGAACGGUGGUUAGCAGAUGCUUCAGUCAUUUUGUUUUGAACCUAUAGCUUUGUAUCUUCAUGGGCACUUUUGCCCACCUGAUUUCUGCAGGUUAGUGAAAUAUAGAGGAGACAGACUGCACAUAGAUAGGUUCAGCUGGCAGGUGUCCUGGCUGCUGCUCAAAACACCCUCUUUGAAGAGAUCUUUAUUGAGGCAGACUAACAGUAUGGACUGGGUGGCAGGAAUUAGUAGGAAUAGGCAGCUAGAAGCAGCAGUCAAAGUUUAAGGAGUCCAGGUUUAGGGCAAGAAGUCCAGAACUGCACAGAAGCUAUGGAGUUGUCCCAAUGAGUUCCCACACCCACCAGUCAAGCUUUUUAGUAACGCAGGGUAAAUUUACUGGCAAGGCUCCUGUGCCUUGGAGGAAUGUCAAGCUUUGGCAGGGUGGGUCUAUUUCCACCUGCAUAGCUCCAAAUCCCCUAAUGACUGCUCCCAGUGGCUUUGUAGAGAUGUUAAAAAUCAACCCCUCCCUCAGUAAAGCCAGAGCCCAAUAGAGUACUCAUACACUAUGCUCUUCAUGGGCAUGUUAUCAUGUGCAACUAGGAAGGCUUCCAUAGUUAGGAAACACAGGUGAAUUUAGGUGACACAGACAUUAAAGCCUUUACUUGUGCUUGGAUUCUGCUUUGACAGGGGUUGAUCCGGAUCUUCUUGUGUUUGAGAAACUCUCUUUCAAAGAUAUGAAUACCAGGUCCUCUCUUAAUAAAUGGGAAGUGCAUGGAAGUGCAAGGGUUGCCAAUUUAGAAAAAUGCCAGAAUUCAACAACCAGUUCAAGGUACCUUCUUCCUGAAUCCUUAUCUUCUACAGUGGUCCAAGAGCUGGUAAGUAACAGCAGCAACACAAGUACUGCACCUGCCCCAGUUCACAGGUCUCCAUCCAGCACAUAUUUAGGACCUGCAGAUGCACCACUGAAGGACUAUUUUACUAAAGUGGCAAACAUCUCAGAAAAGAAUGGUUCAACAGCCAUGUCUGACAAUGCAACUGUACUUCCUAGCACUGCCAUUACAUCUAUCAAGAUAUUAUCACACAUGCCCAGCCCAGCCCAUCUGAACAGCAGCAAACACUUGAACGAAACCAAGGUAUACAGUGGCAGGAAUUACACAUCAGACAAUGAAGACCAGAAAUCAGCUUGGGAGGAAGUAGAAAGGGGGAGCUGGCUGCUUCUGGUGGCACUCUGUUUUUCCUUGACUGUGAUUUGCUGUUGCACUAUUAUUCUUGCAACUGGGUGCCAUCGAAAGAGGAAUGGUCGGUAUAAACCAAGACGGAGAGGUGAAUCCAGACGGCUCAUUAGAUACACUAUGGUUAAAAAUAGCUUUUAA
This is a messenger RNA of Podarcis lilfordi (Lilford's wall lizard), 10051 nucleotides long. The record is from the annotation of a GenBank genome assembly. Lineage: Eukaryota; Metazoa; Chordata; Lepidosauria; Squamata; Lacertidae.